Messenger RNA from Bacillus rossius redtenbacheri, 3077 nucleotides. RefSeq names its product wee1-like protein kinase. Bases 242 to 1807 code for a protein of 521 amino acids. Gene Ontology annotation, biological process: protein phosphorylation; mitotic cell cycle; negative regulation of G2/MI transition of meiotic cell cycle. NCBI's taxonomy places the organism in Eukaryota, Metazoa, Arthropoda, Insecta, Phasmatodea, Bacillidae. The record is from RefSeq and is a predicted model, not a curated record. The transcript has a single exon. Gene Ontology annotation, cellular component: cytoplasm; nucleus. Gene Ontology annotation, molecular function: ATP binding; non-membrane spanning protein tyrosine kinase activity; magnesium ion binding.
UAUGCAGAAAUCAUGGCGGACGAAAAUAGUUUGUUGUGAUCUCAAUGGCGUCGUUAAAUUUUUGAUUUAAAAAUAUGUGUACAAGUGUUGUAUUUGAAAUGUGUUUGGCAGUGGUUGUGCUUUCUUUAAAGUUAAGGUGGUUUUAACACAUCAUUUACAUAAUUAAGUGAACGAUGUAACGGAUUUUAUUCAAUUUUAAUAUAUAGCAUCGUAGUGUGUAUUUACUCUGUAGCGUAUCGCUAUGAUGGGUGAAACUCCAUGUAAAUGUGGUCCCGAUGACAUGCGCUGUGUUGACGACGACAUGAAUGUGACAAGUUCAGGGUCGGAACUUUUCUCCAGCCUUGAUACAUCAUCUGAAGAUAAUGGGAUGUCACAUUUCAACCCUGAAACGAGCUCUCCAAAUUCCAUACCGCCGUUUGUUCUCAAAGUAAGAGCGUCCUCUCCCAACGAUAAGACUGACGGUACGAUAGCCAGAACCAGUUGCAGGAAGAAUUUGAAUUCACUUUUACCGUCUGUAAACUCUCCUCCCUACAAACGUGUGCGGGCGUUACAGCUGUACGAUGUCCCUGAAACGCCGAAAACAAUCCUGAGGAAGUGCGUGGGUCUUACUUCAUUGGACCACAAUACUUCGGAUGUUAAAGAAGACAACUCAACAUCUUUUAAUACUAAUCCUUUCACCCCAAAGAACAUGCUGUCGAUGCCAAGAAAAAGGGCUCGUUUAAAUGAAGGAUCACCAAAUGACUCUAGUACUCCUAAAGGUAUUCUGAAGGUGAAGGAUGAUGAAAGCGAUCUUGAACAGCCUACCAAGAGGUUUGCUCUUAAACAGUCAAACAUCUCCCGUUACCACCAAGAAUUUCUAGAGUUAGGAUUGAUUGGGAGAGGAUCCUUCUGCAGCGUGUACAAAUGUCUCAACAGACUAGAUGGUUGUCUUUAUGCCAUCAAGAAGAGUAUUCGCCCACUCACUGGUAGCAUCAACGAGAAGCGUGCCCUGAAUGAAGUGUACGCACAUGCUGUGAUGGGCAGGCAUCAAAACGUGGUGUGCUAUUUCUCUGCAUGGGCGGAGGAUAACCACAUGUACAUUCAGAACGAGUUCUGCAACGGGGGCAGUCUCGCAGAAGUGAUAAAAGACACCAGGUUCACGGAGGCAGAGCUUCACGUGCUGCUGCAUCAACUGGCCGAGGGGGUCAACUACAUCCACUCGAAGGAGCUGGUUCACCUGGACAUCAAGCCGGAGAACGUGUUCAUCUGCCAGGAGACGCAGACGGACGAGAAGGAGGCCGCGCCGGCGGCGGAGCGUGUCGUGUACAAGAUCGGGGACCUCGGGAACGUGACGUCGCUCAACAACCCGCAGGUGGAGGAGGGCGACUGCCGUUACCUCACCAGGGAGAUCCUGCAGGAGGACUACUCUCACCUGACCAAGGCCGAUGUGUUCUCCCUGGGGCUGACCAUCUACGAGGCGGGCGGCGGGGGCCCGCUGCCCAAGAACGGCGAAGAGUGGCACGCGAUACGGGACGGCCAGCUGUCGUACCUGCGUCAGUGCAGCCGGGAGUUCAACGACCUGCUCAGGCAGAUGAUCGAUCCACAGCCGAGCGCCCGGCCCUCGGCGGUCGCCAUCCUGUACCACCCGGUGCUGGUGCCCCCCAGCGACAAGAGCAAGCGGGACCUGCUCACCGAGCUGGAGACGGAGAGACUCAAGCGGCAGCUGCUGGAGCAGCAACUGCAGGAGGCGCUGCGAAGCGACGGGGACUCCAGCACGAGGCAGGUCGGCUAUCGCACGCGGCGAAGCCAGAGCAGCAACCUCCUGUAGUGCCCGGCUCCGGUCUGGAGUAACCAUGCAUCACACAGCGUGCAACAUGAAGUGAACAAAUAUUUUAAUUAUAACAAUAACCAUGGCUGUGCCAUUGUCAUGUGAUAUCUAAACUGCAAACCACUGUCAGUUUUUAUGAUCUUAUUAGGCCUACUUAUCGUCUAUGUAGAAGCGUAUAACGUUCAGUUGUAAGGUUUCUAUAAGCUGGUGUGUAUGAGUGUGUGUGUGUGUGUGUGGAGAUUCCAAAAGCAAUAGCAUCAUGUUUAUUAUUUUCCUUUUUCUAGUAUUUCUAAAAUAUAAUUGGCAGUUCUUGUACAGAUAGGCAUGUUAUCUUGCAUUCAGCAUUUGUGUUUAUUUUUGUAUAAAUUAUUUGAUGAUGAUGAUAUUAUUGUUCUUAAAUGUGUUGCUACUAGGCAGGCUUGUUUUAGUGGUUAGCAGGUUUGUUUUUUGUGUCUCAGUUUUUUAUUCUAACUCUUUACAGAAGAUGUUUUUAAGAUAAUGAUGUCGGUUAACAUUUGUUCACUUGUUCUUAUUCUGUAGAUAUGAUUUCGCUGGUGGUUUGCAUUUGAAAUGUUACGUAAGGGCAUUUUAUUACAGUGCUUCAUGACUUGUCCAUUUUAUUUUAACAUGCACGAUGUAUUGUGCAACAAAGAGUGAGGAUUGUUGACUGUUUUUGUAGACAAAGCUUAAAUUGUGAAACUCUCAUUUUUCAAUCACAAUGAUGUUAGGCAUAUGUGACAAAAUAUUUCUUGGACCAUGUGAAAUUUACUGAAAACUGUUUACUGUUUUCUAGGCAUAUUACUUUCCACUGGUAUGUGCAGAUAAAUUAUGUGGUGUAAAGUUUUGGAUGCAUAUACAAAAGGAAAUGAAAGUUGUGUUUCACAGAAUUGAUGAGCACAUUAAUAUCAACUAUAUUUUUAUAAUCACUUCUUCUACUUCCCCAAUGAUAGUUUUAGAUGUUUAUUAAGCAUACGGAGUACUUUGUGUAGUAAUUCCAAAUAUUACAUUCCCUAUAAUUUGUCUCUAAUGUAAUUAUGGUAAAUUGUUUUAGUAAUAAUUUUUUUUUUUGUUUUAGCAUUUUAAAACUGCCUAUGAUUUUAAUGAUGCCGUGAUAUUGUAAAAAGAAAUCUCAAAAUAUGUAUGUACCAUUUUUCUGAGUUUUAAAUUAUUUUAUUGUACAGCUGUUAAAACCCCUGUGUGUAAAUAGUGUUUGGUUCCUAAAAAUGAUCUGUAAUUUGUAAAAAAAAUAAUAAAUUUUUCGAUUUUGCAA